GUGGUUGCGUCUUGUUUAUUCUGCGCACAAUUUACGAAAGUUAUAAAUAGUUUGGCCUUUUAUUAAUAAGAAAACGAGUUAUUAAAAGUUAUACACGCCCGUAAUCUUUAGAUAAAAAGUCGUUUUCAUCACCGCUUCCUUCUUGAAAAGACGCAUCAGAAUAGUUGGAUUGUUGGUGAAAGUUGAGAGUUGCCCUCUGCUCUGCGCAAACAUGCACACCCCUUUGUGAGCGCGCGCACACCCAGGCACACAAACACACGAGUUCCCCUCUGAGCUCAAAAGCUGGAAAAAUUGCGCCACUCUUGGAGCGUCUUUCAAGGGAGGAAAAAAAAGUUGAGGAAGACAGAAGAGGACGAGCCAAGGGGAGACUCGGAUGAAAGCGCCUCCUUCGCACUUUCUCCGCGCGCUGUAAACAGACACUUAUUUAUGCGCAUAAAUGAAACAAACCUAAAGGCAGCGCCGCGUCUCUUUUUUUGGAUACGCGCGGCGUGUAGGAGCUCCUCCAUGAGACGCUCACGUUUACGGACAGAAAGUUCACCGCCGCUGGAGCUCGAGGUUGUCUGAGUUUGAGCCGUGAGCGCGGCUUCUGAGGACGGUGGGAUUUAUUUCCUCACUUUACAAGAAAACGCCGACGGUUUGGAGACAGAAAAAAAAAUCCCUGUCCCGUCCAGUGACCGCAGCUGAACAGUGACCUCACAGCGCCACAAUGGAGUCCCACUGCCGCAAACUGGCCACCACCUGCGCACAAAUAGAAAAAGAAAAAAUACAAAAUAAAAACGACGAUUCCUCUGACGACCCGUCCAAGAAGAAGAGGCAGCGGCGGCAGAGGACUCACUUCACCAGCCAGCAACUGCAGGAGCUGGAGGCCACCUUCCAGAGGAACCGCUACCCGGACAUGAGCACCAGGGAGGAGAUAGCCGUGUGGACCAACCUCACAGAGGCCAGAGUCAGGGUUUGGUUCAAGAACAGACGAGCCAAGUGGAGGAAACGGGAGAGAAACCAGCAAGCCGAGCUGUGUAAGAACGGCUUCGGCCCGCAGUUCAAUGGACUCAUGCAGCCGUACGACGACAUGUAUCCCAGCUACACGUACAACAACUGGGCCGCCAAGGGCCUCACGUCCGCCUCCUUAUCCACCAAAAGCUUCCCCUUCUUCAACUCCAUGAACGUCAACCCUUUAUCCUCGCAGACCAUGUUCUCGCCGCCCAACUCCAUCUCCUCCAUGACCUCCAGCAUGGUGCCAUCCGCGGUGACCGGCGUGCCGGGAUCCAGCCUGAACAGCCUCAAUAACUUGAACAACCUCAGUAACCCUUCCCUCAACUCUGGGGUGCCCACGCCGGCGUGCCCCUACGCGCCGCCGACCCCUCCCUACGUGUACAGAGACACUUGUAACUCCAGCCUGGCCAGCCUGAGACUGAAAGCCAAGCAGCACUCGAGUUUUGGAUACGCCGGGGUUCAGAAUCCAGCCACCAAUCUGAGCGCUUGCCAGUACGCGGUGGACAGGCCGGUCUAAUUGCUACCUGCACUGCAAAAAAUCGCCACCGAGCUGACAUGUUAGAGGACAAAGCAUUUUUAACCCCACAAAAGAUCAUUUUGAACUGUUUGAAGUAUUAAAGGGAAUUUACUGCUCGCCUGGUAACCAUCUCCCCCAAGACUCAACUUUUCCAUCAAAUUAUGAGAAAAAUGUGAUUUAAUUCGCUCUUAUUGACUUUCAUUCAUUUUCACGCAGGGAAUCUGAUUUAGAGGGUUAUGUUUGUGACGGUGGUUAUUUUUUGCAGUGUGUGGAUAAUUAAUAGCAGCCGUCCACAGAAACAAGAGACUACUACAGCUACUUUUCUCUCUCUCUUUUUUUUUCUUUCGAAACAAGGGCACUAGAAGACUGAACCACUGAAACACACUCAGCUCCUCCUCGGAGUCAAACUGAACCGGGAGUUUUUUGAGUUUCUUCCUCUCCGAUGAGCGAUGGCCUCAUUCACUGAGUUAAAAAAA
Messenger RNA from Poecilia latipinna (sailfin molly), 1986 nucleotides. It is a transcript of the gene pitx2, whose product is annotated as paired-like homeodomain 2. Gene Ontology annotation, biological process: regulation of transcription by RNA polymerase II; anatomical structure morphogenesis. The coding region runs from base 707 to 1510 and encodes 267 amino acids. The transcript has 4 exons. Gene Ontology annotation, cellular component: nucleus. The record is from RefSeq and is a predicted model, not a curated record. Lineage: Eukaryota; Metazoa; Chordata; Actinopteri; Cyprinodontiformes; Poeciliidae. Gene Ontology annotation, molecular function: RNA polymerase II cis-regulatory region sequence-specific DNA binding; DNA-binding transcription factor activity, RNA polymerase II-specific.